ACGGGUUGUUGCAAGGCAACGCAGCUGCGCCUGAGCGAGGCUUUGGCGACUUAUUGUAAGCUCUCCUGCAUCCCGAAAAAAGAAAAAGAAGAAAAAAAACAUAAGACUCCGUACGUGGCUAGGUACUUCCUCUCCACGCUGCUCGUGGACCCUACUCACCUAAUCUCCAUGCCUGGCGUUCUAUGAUGUCGGCGGCCUCGACACCCAAGCGGCGCUACGAAUCUGAAGAUGACGAUAGCGUUUUGAGCGAAGGCAUAGAUUCAUUCGGCCCGAAAAGGAGCAGGCUACAACCCCCAUCCACGCAACAGGGCUCAUCAUGGUCUCGGGCCUCUUCGCGGAGCUCUGGUGGACGGUCUCCACCACCCCGAGCGCGGCCCCCGGACGUGGACGAUGAGGGCGCUCUGGGGGUUGCCGGCACAAACCAUCGCCACCAGCGAGCGAGCGAAGUGUUGCCAACGCGCCUAGCCCGUCCACAGAUAACCCUUCAAAACUCCGAUCUUUCGAAUCCAGAUUUUACAUCGAUUCAAGAAGACGGGGAAGUAUGUUUUGGCAUGUUGAAGAACAUCCAGGUCCGCCUCAAUCGCACUCUGCACGCUUGUACCACCCUCACCGAGAUCCAAGGACAGGAUGGUACCCUCUUUGCUUGCUUUGACCUCGUUAUUCAAGAAGAGAGAUGCGAUAUCGUCGCCGCUGGCCUCCCAAUCGGCAUCUUGAACAAAAAAAACCAUCUUGCUCUAAAAUCUCUUGCCCCACGACCGCUCUUCAAAGGCAUGGUGCCGAAGCAGGAGUUUCAGCAGAAACUAGCGGCCGCCGAGCUAUCCCGAGGGAUGAGCUUGCCAUACCAGUCAUGUACCAUGGCUAUUGUUCUCUCCGGCCCACCCUCUAUCGCGGAAUCACUUGCGAAAGGCCUCUCCAAAUACCAUCUGUUUUUGCAACACCCCGAUCCGAAGCUCCCAGGUAUGGAAUAUCAGAAUCCCCAAUACCUCACUAUGGUCGGAUCCUGGCUUCCUAAUGGGGCCGUGUUAGCUCCUAUCGCACCCGAAUUCUUUAAUAAAGAUACAGACCGGCGGGAUAACGCCGACCAGGAGCCAGAGAACGAGGUAGACUUGCGGACUGUUAUGGACAACCUGCCUCAACCAGCAUACCUCAGAGAGGCCGACAUUGACGGCAGAAUCAAGACCACGUUGUUGAAACACCAGAAGGAAGCCGUCGGCUUCAUCAUUUCCCGGGAGACAACUUUGGACUCAAACCUUGAGGGCCUGUGGUGCUUGGACAACUAUGUUUCCGGAACGACAGUGUAUAAACACAGUAUCACCGGCUUCAAAAGCGCGAAUCCCAAAGAUACGCUUGGGGGCAUUGUCGCAGACGGCAUGGGACUGGGGAAAACGUUGACCAUGAUCGCCAGCAUUGUAGCGACCCUUCCCCGUGCAAACGAAUUUGCGACCGGAGACCUGCCGAAGGGUGACGUCAAGACAAACUUGACUCCUGUCAAAGCCACGCUGGUAGUUGUACCGUCAGUUUUGCUGCUCGAUGGAUGGAUCGAUGAGAUUAGCAAGCACGUCAUACCUGGGACGCUAGAAUGCUAUCGGUACCAUGGACCUGAUCGGCGACUUCCAUCAUCAGGAGCCAUCCCUUAUCAUGUCAUCAUCUCAACUUAUGGGACUGUAGCUGCAGACUUUACGCGUGGUGGCGGGGUUCUUCGCUGCUUUCACUGGUACAGACUGGUCCUUGACGAAGCCCAUGUCGUACGGAACAGGUCCACGAAGCAAUUCAGUGCUGUGGCUGCGCUCUCGGCGGCACAUCGCUGGUGCAUGACGGGAACACCAGUCCAGAAUUCGCUAGACGACCUCGCCUCGCUCAUCCGGUUCCUUCGCGUUCCCCAGCUUGAGGAUGCUGCAACGUUCCAAAAAUACAUCACAGGGCGCCGGACAGCAGGAAGUAACGCAAGACCAAAUUACGGAAACCUCAAGCGCCUGCUGGGCUCGAUAUGUCUCAGACGGAGCACCUCGGCCAUUUUGUCCUCCCUGGGCGUGGCCUUUAUUGAACAUCGCCCCGAGUUUUCCACCACCGAGCGGAAAGCUUAUGACAAUCUAGCCAGUUCCUGCAAGAGGUCAAUCCAGGAGGCUGUUAACACUCGGCCAACAAAAAAGAGCAGCGAGUCCAUUCUGACAGCGGUGCUGAGACUACGCAUCUUCUGCAACACGGGAUUGAUAACUACCGUCGUGGGUAACACGAAUGACGACGUCGAAGGCGUUUUUCGGCCUGAUGAAGUUAUUAGCUUACUGCUUCAGAGUGGCGAGGCCAUUUGUUCCCAGUGCAAGACCGAUGUUAUGGCGCCUGAUGUCGGGCAUGAGUCUCAGGGACAGGGAGAGGGUUCGCGGCGUGUGCUCAAAUGUCUGGCAUGUAGCCAGCGAGAUGCUGACACAGAGGAGACCUCGGGUUUCUCUAGACUCGAUGACGAUCCGAUGGAGGGUGUGGAGAUGGGUGGCCCGGGUGAGCAGGCCGCUGCUAGUACUACCUGCGAUGACAGGCCAGUUGACGGUCGGGUGCAAUGCCCUUCCAAGCUGAUUGCUUUGCUGGCUGACGUGAAGGAGCAUUACUCCGAAGAGAAGAGUAUAAUCUUCUCCUUUUGGAGACGAAGCCUAGACUUCGUGGAGAAGCUCUUCACUGAGGAAGGCAUCGUCUUUGGUCGUGUCGACGGUGACGUAGACCCACCACGCCGACGAAAGAUUCUUCGAGACUUCCAUGACGACCCAUCAGUUAAGGUGUUGUUGAUGACUAUAGGAACGGGGGCAGUUGGCCUGAACAACUUAUCCGUAGCCACUCGCGUACACAUCCUCGAGCCCCAGUGGAACCCAUAUGUAGAGGACCAAGCCAUUGGUCGUGUUGUUCGCAUGGGGCAGAGCAAGAACGUUUCCGUUGUUCGAUAUAUGAUGAAAACGUCGGUUGAAGAGACGAUCGAGUCGCGCCAAAUGUGGAAGAUGCAACUCGCUCUCAAGGGCGGCCUUCGCUCCUCGGACCAGGAGCAUUCGGAAAUAAAGAGGCGGAUUGCUCACUUGCAGCAGUUUGAGAAGCUCAUCGGGUCGACUAUCCUGAGCCAAAAUGUUGUCUGAAACCCCAGUUCACCUUGGGUGGUUGGUGGAUCCGGCACGGGAAGAGACACUGCCUGGAGCAAGUUGGCUUGGGAAACCAAGCACGAGGCUGUUGUCUUAGCAGGGUUGUGAAAGAUGCCAACGAGGCGUGCGACUUGGGGAUGAAGAGUGCAAGACAUUCAUGAUACAUGGACUUGCCGGUGGGCACGUGGCCGAGUCCAACGGCGUGAUAGUCACCAAGCUCACUGAACUCAACCUGAAUGUAAACUCGUCUCCAAUCCGUGGGACUCAUUUUUGGACCCAAUGGUCUCGGAUUAUA
Messenger RNA from Chaetomium fimeti, 3411 nucleotides. RefSeq names its product SNF2 family N-terminal domain-containing protein. Gene Ontology annotation, cellular component: nucleus. NCBI's taxonomy places the organism in Eukaryota, Fungi, Ascomycota, Sordariomycetes, Sordariales, Chaetomiaceae. Gene Ontology annotation, molecular function: ATP-dependent chromatin remodeler activity; ATP binding. Gene Ontology annotation, biological process: DNA repair. The transcript is spliced from 10 exons. Bases 183 to 3113 code for a protein of 976 amino acids. The record is from RefSeq and is a predicted model, not a curated record.